Messenger RNA from Myotis davidii, 943 nucleotides. It is a transcript of the gene PRMT6, whose product is annotated as protein arginine methyltransferase 6. The annotation marks the transcript as partial. The transcript has a single exon. The record is from RefSeq and is a predicted model, not a curated record. Gene Ontology annotation, molecular function: protein-arginine N-methyltransferase activity. Gene Ontology annotation, biological process: peptidyl-arginine methylation. NCBI's taxonomy places the organism in Eukaryota, Metazoa, Chordata, Mammalia, Chiroptera, Vespertilionidae.
GCGCUGCGGGGCAAGACGGUGCUGGACGUGGGCGCGGGCACCGGCAUCCUCAGCAUCUUCUGCGUCCAGGCCGGCGCCCGGCGCGUGUACGCGGUGGAGGCCAGCGCCAUCUGGCAACAGGCCCGGGAGGUGGUGCGGCUCAACGGGCUGGAGGACCGGGUGCACGUCCUGCCGGGGCAGGUGGAGACGGUGGAGCUGCCGGAGCAGGUGGACGCCAUCGUGAGCGAGUGGAUGGGCUACGGCCUCCUGCACGAGUCCAUGCUGAGCUCCGUGCUGCACGCGCGGGCCAAGUGGCUGAAGGAGGGAAAAGGCGCGGCGGCCAUGCACGGCUUUGCCUUCUGGUUCCAGGUGACCUUCCCAGGAGGGGACGCGGGGAAGCCCCUGGUGCUGUCCACCUCGCCCUUCCACCCGGCCACGCACUGGAAGCAGGCCGUGCUCUACCUGAACGAGCCGGUGCAGGUGGAGCAGGACACGGACAUCUCCGGGGAGAUCACGCUGCGGCCCUGCCGCGCCAACCACCGGCUCCUGCGCGUGCAGCUGCGCUACAAAGUGGGCGAUCAGGAGGAAAGGGCCAAAGACUUCGCCAUGGAGGACGAGCAGUGGCUUCCCUCCCAGCAGCUGCCUCCCGAGGAGGCCGGGCUUUCCCGGUAGAAGCCAAGGGGGGGUCGCCGCAGAGAGGGAGAUCCCGCAGGCCACUCGGAUGGGGGCCUUAUGUUCUGUCUGCCUUUCCCCGCCAGGCUCCUGGGGGGAGAGAGUGACCUCACUCUCCCUUGGAGGAGAAAUGACCCUGAUGCCCCCAACGAUGAAAACAGCGUGUUUGUUAAUAGGCUUUUGAGCCUCACGAGUAUGUGGUCCCAAGCACUUGUAUUUCUAUUUUGUUUGUUUGUUUGUUUCACGAAAGAAAAAACACGUAAUAAAAUGUCAGUUUAUGAAGUUCCAUGCA